Molecule: messenger RNA, 1682 nt
Organism: Girardinichthys multiradiatus
Lineage: Eukaryota; Metazoa; Chordata; Actinopteri; Cyprinodontiformes; Goodeidae
Product: protein lifeguard 3-like
Exons: 11
Coding region: 5-976 (323 amino acids)
Biological process (GO): negative regulation of apoptotic signaling pathway
Cellular component (GO): membrane; Golgi apparatus; endoplasmic reticulum
Source: RefSeq, a predicted model, not a curated record
AGAAAUGUCUUCCAAAACGGAUUCUCCUCCAUCCUAUGAGGAUGCCCUUCAGCAUCCUAAGUCUAAUAACUACCCCUUCCAGACACAACAUGGAGCCCCUCUCCCUCUUCCACCAUCCUACAGCUCCAGUCCCAGCGCGUGCCUCAGCCCGCCUAGCUACUGGAGCCAGGGGGGCGUCUACCCCCAGGCCGGCAUGUGUCCAGGCCCCGGCUUUUCUUCAUCUGUCAUGCCCAUCCCCACUCUGUCAGCAGGACUGCCUGCGUCCAGUCCAGGAGAAAUGGAUGACUUUUUCAGCAACCAGUGGGAAAGCACAUCCAUUCGACACGCCUUCAUCAGAAAAGUUUAUUUGAUUUUGACUGUGCAGCUUGCGGUCACCUUUGCAGUCGUUGCUGUCUUUACAUUUGUUCACCCAGUGAAGCUGUUUGUCAUCACAUACCCAGCCAUCUACUGGGCUUCUUAUGCUGUGUUCUUUUUUGUGUAUUGCAUUCUCAUCUGCUGCAAAGAGCCAAGGAGGCGUUUUCCAUUGAAUCUGGUGCUGUUGGGAGUAUUUACCAUUGCCUUAUCUUUUAUGGCUGGAUCCGUUUCAAGCUAUUAUCAAACCAAAGCAGUGAUUAUCGCAAUGGGAAUAACAGCAAUAGUGUGCAUAGCUGUGACAGUCUUCUGCUUCCAGACGAAGGUGGACUUCACCUCCUGUGGGAGUCUUCUCUGCAUUGCAGCUGUUUUGCUCAUGAUCAUCGGAAUUGUUUCAGCCAUCGUGCUCUCCUUUAAAUAUGUCCCCUGGCUGCACAUGCUCUACGCUGCAAUCGGAGCCAUCGUUUACACUCUGUUUUUAGUGUAUAACACUCAGCUUCUUAUCGGGAAUCGGGAGUUGGCCAUCAGCCCAGAGGAGUACAUCUAUGGCGCGCUCUCUCUCUAUGUUGAUAUUGUUCACAUCUUCCUCUUCAUCAUACAAGUCAGCGGAGCAGCAACCGAGUAAAGCAAUCAUCUGGCAAUGUUUUAUCAGUAAAGUCUGGAUGUACAAAGUAUUUUGGCAGCAAUGUCACAUUUAAACAUGUACACAAAUCAAAGAAUACUUGUGUAAAAUGUAUUCACCACUAUGUAAGCUUUGUUAUAGUUUUAUUCAUGUCUGUAACACUGAAGCACUUUGAUGCUCUCUUUGGAGCAGGAAUGAAGAUUGGAGGCUUUUACAGCAGCCAAGUAUGAGUUAAGAAAAACUCUUAGGUUUUGCUUUACUUUAACAUUUAUAAUUUAAUGUUUAUGUACAUAUAAGCAAACAGAUAUCUGAGUUAUUAAUCCUAUCAAACCUAAUUAUUAUUUUAAUUUAUGUCAUUCCAACUUCCAACAAAAUAUAACGACAAAGCAGUUUUUUUUAUUAGUCGUUUUUAUUUCUCAAUAAUUACUUUCAAAACACAUGUAGUUACAGGCAAACUCUUGAAAACCAGAAUCAUUAUUCUUAAUGUCUGUGAAGGUAAUACAAAUGACUUUGAUUUGUGUUACAGUUGUUAAUUCUCCCUAUAAUUAAACCUUAGAAAAAAACUUGUUGAUUAGAAGAUUAAUUAAACAUGUGCAGCCUCCUCCGGGAGUGUUCCGGCCCAUUUCUUCCUUCUUCAAUGUAUCUGUUUUUAUCAGUUGUUAGAAAACUAUACACACAAAUCAAUAAAGUUCCUUCUGUUACAACUGCU